GCAUAACUGCGAGUACUCCGUAUUGAGUUAUUGAGUAGGAUUGUUUCAUCGACAUUCACGAUAGACCCUCUGGACCGAUGAUCGGCACCAUUAUUUCCAAGUAUUUUCAGCCGAGGAAAUACUGACAGUGACAAUGAUGUUGAUGUUGAUGUUUGUUGACAUUUCCGGACUACGUUCAGCAUGACGUCACCUGCCAGCGAUGAUGUAGGUGGACAUAUAUAUAUACCUAGGUAUAUAUAUACUGGUAGCUGCUCGCCUGGCAAAACAUGGAAUUAAUACUCCAUACCAGCUCAAGAUUUUAUAUUGAUUGAUACCAUUUUCUCCCGAUCAAGAACGGCUCAGCUUAUAAAAAUCCCACAAUGACAUCUACUCAGCAGGGACCCCACUCUACCAGCUUGGGAAACAAGCUCGAUCCUCGAGUCGAUAGCUCAACAGGUACCACAACCUCCACCGGUGAUGCAGCGAGCACGAGUUCUUACCAACAUGGUCCAGCAUCAAGUACCGCCGGACCGCAUUCCUCCAACAUCGCAAACAAGCUGGACCCCCGCGUCGACAGCGACCUGAACAACCGCGCUCAAUAUGCUCCUGGAACGACCACCACCGGCAACGCACAUGAAGGUGCUACCACGCAGGUUUCGAACCCAGCCAGCGCCAACAAUGGACCACAUCCCUCGAGCAUUGAGAACAAGCUGGAUCCUAGAGUGAACAGCAAGACCGGGGAAACAACCACGAAGACCACCAACCAGACGGGUACCGGUGCAAACAGAGCACCUGUCGUUGGAGGAUCAUCUACUGGAGCUCCUUCAGCCCCUCUCCCUACAAGUAGCAACACGAACAACGCCGGAAGUGCAUCCACGGGAUACAACCCGGCCACGGGAACCGGUUACCAAGCAGGAACGGACUCUGCCACGGCGUCCAACAGUUACGGCAAUUCGGGAACCACGACUAAAACGACUGGCACAACCGGUACUACUGACAGUACCGGUACCACAGGAACCAGUGGAAGCAAGACCGGUGGUCUCAAGGGUGCUCUCGCCGGCAUUCAUGGUGUUGGUGAAUCCAUUCGCGGAUCCAUCGGCAAGGCUGUCGAUGAUGCAUUUGGAGAUAAGGAGGGCGUGGCCAAGAACGAGGCUGUCACCCGUGAAGGACAGCGUGAGAUCCAGACUGGCAACUUCGCCGAGUCUACCAAGGCUCGCGAAGGCACGCAGAGACGGUUCUAAACAGUUCGACUUAUGUUUUGACUGAAUAUUUCAAGAAUCCUGUAUAUUAGUGAUGACUUGUAUGACUUUGACGAUUAGGACAGAGAGAUACCACAGGUAAACUGCAAUUGAUUUUCAGGGAUGUUUAGUGCACUGUGCAAGAAGUUGAGGACUAGCUCACUGGUCUCUUGAUACAAUAUUCAGUAUUCUAUCACCGUCGUGUCUUCUGUUAAAUGGAUUUUAAGCACCUCAUUAGUUCG
Molecule: messenger RNA, 1459 nt
Organism: Paecilomyces variotii
Lineage: Eukaryota; Fungi; Ascomycota; Eurotiomycetes; Eurotiales; Thermoascaceae
Exons: 2
Coding region: 360-1220 (286 amino acids)
Source: RefSeq, a predicted model, not a curated record